Hyalella azteca is the source of this 408-nucleotide messenger RNA. RefSeq names its product DNA repair protein XRCC3-like. NCBI's taxonomy places the organism in Eukaryota, Metazoa, Arthropoda, Malacostraca, Amphipoda, Hyalellidae. Gene Ontology annotation, biological process: telomere maintenance via recombination; double-strand break repair via synthesis-dependent strand annealing; t-circle formation. Bases 1 to 408 code for a protein of 135 amino acids. The transcript is spliced from 3 exons. The record is from RefSeq and is a predicted model, not a curated record. Gene Ontology annotation, cellular component: replication fork; Rad51C-XRCC3 complex. Gene Ontology annotation, molecular function: four-way junction DNA binding.
AUGACGGGGGACCGACCACAGACAGAGCUACAGCUGGUCAUCAUUGACUCAGUGACAGCUGUGUUCCGUGCUGACCAGCUCAGCUGGACCAGCCGCCAGCGUGCCAUCUGUGAGCUGGGCUGCGGCCUGCGCCACCUGGCCGCUAGCACCAGCUGUCGGGUGCUGGUCAUCAACCAGGUUGCAGCCCGCAUGGAUGGGGGCGACGUGGGGGACCUGUACGGCCUGGGGGACGAGGUUAGGGUGACCCCCGCCCUGGGGCUGGCGUGGUCAAACCUCGUCAUGACGAGGCUUUUGCUCCACCGGGGGCACCCUGUUCCCCACCUGCCUGGGGAAGAGUGUUUACAACGGCCANGGAUGAGGGAGGAAGUGGAGGAGGGAGUGAGGGAAGUGGGGCGAGGGAGCAGAUAG